Molecule: messenger RNA, 1603 nt
Organism: Vicia villosa (hairy vetch)
Lineage: Eukaryota; Viridiplantae; Streptophyta; Magnoliopsida; Fabales; Fabaceae
Exons: 5
Coding region: 184-1200 (338 amino acids)
Source: RefSeq, a predicted model, not a curated record
UCUAUCUUGUCCUCACUCACUCUCAUAUUAUACUUGUCAUCAUGUUUAUAUUCUGAACCUCACCUACAUUCUAUCUCUCAAUUCCAACAGCAGAACCCUGCCUGAAGAAUAGUACAUCCACAGCCUUUGAUUGCAAUUGCAGUUACAUAGAGUCUGUAACAAGUAUACUUUGUUUUUUCAGCAAUGAUUAAUCGGAUAGCAAUAGCAGUGGUGGUGAUUCUCAUAGGAUGGGCUUAUAUGGCCAUAAAGCCUCCUCCACCAAAAAUAUGUGGAUCCAUUAACGGUCCUCUGGUUACUUCACCUAGAGUGAAACUCAAUGAUGGGAGACAUUUGGCAUACCGGGAGUUUGGUUUUCCAAAGGAAGAAGCUAGGUACAAGAUCAUUGUCGUUCAUGGAUAUGCCAAUUCCAAAGAUACUCAUUUGCCAGUUUCUCAAGAACUUAUUAAUGAUCUUGGGAUAUAUUUCCUCUACUUCGACAGAGCAGGUUAUAGUGAGAGUGAUCCAUAUCCGUCACGUUCAGUGAAGAGUGAAGCAUAUGAUAUUCAAGAACUAGCAGAUAAAUUGCAGAUUGGGAAUAAAUUCUAUAUCAUUGGAAUGUCAAUAGGAGCUUAUCCGGUUUGGAGCUGCUUAAAAUAUAUUCCACACAGAUUAUUGGGAGCAGCUUUGGUAGUCCCAUUUGUAAAUUAUUGGUGGCCUUCUUUUCCUGUUAAUCUAUCAACAGAGGCAUUUCAAACGCUCCCUCAACCAGACCAAUGGACAUUUCGAGUUGCACAUUACACCCCUUGGUUAUUCUAUUGGUGGAUGACUCAAAAUUGGUUCACUUCAUUGAGUUUCACAAAUGCUGAAAUGUUCCCUCCGGAUGAUGUUGAGAUCCUUAAAAGCCUCUCAGAAGCCCCAAGCACUGGCCAGGAGAAAAUAACUCAGCAAGGAGAGUAUGAGUCGUUAUACCGCGACAUAAUUGCUGGUUUUGGAAAGUGGGAGUUUGGCCCAACAGAGAUAAGAAAUCCAUUUUCUGAGAAUGAUGGUUCAGUUCACAUUUGGCAAGGCCUUAAAGAUAAGAUGAUUCCCUAUACACUGAACCGCUACAUCUCACAGAAACUUUCCUGGAUUCAUUAUCAUGAGCUUCCUGAAGGAGGUCAUUUAUUUAUAUUUAAGAGUAAUCAAUGUGAGUCCAUAAUUAGAGCACUUAUAUUAUCAUAAGGUAUUCAUAUGAUAUGAUAGUGUCUGUUAAAAAACUAUUAGUCUACAUAUUGUCUUGUGCUUUUUGCGUGAAAAUGAUACUCCUACAUGUUAGAAGUUAUAAUUCAAUGUCUUGGAUGCAAGCCUGUGUUCGAUGUAGGUGUGUUCGGCCUAAUCGAAGUAAUAGUAUUCGACAUAGUCGAAUACAACAUUUUGUUGUUGUGUCGAAGCCAAAAUAUGUUUUGGGCUUAGGUUGUAAGUUUUGGGCUUAGGCCUUGAUCGCUUAUAAAUAGGCAUGCUAUUGAAUAGUUAUAUAAUUGAACACUUAACAACUUUAGUAAUAACAACUUCACAUAUUCAAAAUACAUUUUUCUCUCUUUUCUCUUUUCUUCUUCCUCGUCUUUCUUGAAAAUCCUAAUUGUCC